CAUAGCGCGAGCUGCUGCUCUGCACUUUAUUCCAGCGGCAAAGGAGCAACGGACAGUUAAUGGCACAUGCAUGAAUGUUCUUGGACUCAUCAGAAGAGAAACCCAAGACAGAAUGGGCCCUUCAGACCCAGCGAAUGUCACCAGUGGUAUUCCCAGUGGGGAAGGAGAAUAUACCUACUGGCAACAGAACAGCCUGGGCAACGUCAGCAUGGGUUCUCGUAAGCCUGUCUUUGUGGAUGACAUUACCAAGCACCUAAGUGUUCAGAUAGCCCUUAUAACUGCUUAUUCGCUUAUAAUCAUCCUGGGCCUGGUUGGUAAUACACUAGUUAUUUACAUGAUCAUUAUAUACAAAAACAUGCGUACCGUUACCAACUACUUCAUUGCCAACCUUGCAUUAGCUGAUCUCAUGGUAGACACCAUGUGCUUACCCUUCACACUGGCAUACACUCUGCUGGACGAGUGGAAGUUCGGGGCAGUGAUGUGUCACAUGGUGCCUUUCGCCCAAGCUCUCAGUGUCCACGUGUCUAUUCUGACACUCACAGUGAUCGCUCUGGAGCGCUAUAGGUGCAUUGUGUUUCACAUGGGCCAGCGUCUCUCCAGGUGUGCAAGUUUCAUUAUCAUCAGUCUAACUUGGGUUUUUGCGGCCAUUCUUGCUGGACCUUUAGCUAUUUUUCGGGAGUACCGCUAUGAGGAGAUUGCCUACAUUAACUUACGGAUUGCUGUAUGCUCUGAGAAAUGGCCCCAUGGCACUAAUCGAGAUGCUAUCAUCUACAGCUUCUCCAUGCUUGUGCUGCAGUAUGUGCUUCCACUGGGCAUUAUCAGCUAUGCUUAUGUGUGCAUCUGGGUCAAACUGAAGAACCACGUCAGCCCGUCCAACCGCAAUGAUGGCAUCACUCGUCGCAAGAAGACUACCAAGAUGCUGGCACUGGUGGUUGUGGUCUUCGCAGUGUGUUGGCUUCCUUUCCAUGCGUUCCAGUUGGCCAGUGAUCUUGACCUGGUCCUUAAGUUUAAAGAAUACAAGCUUCUUUAUACUCUGUUUCACAUAGUGGCCAUGUGCUCGACUUUCGCCAAUCCUUUGCUCUAUGGAUGGAUGAACAAGAAUUACAGGAAUGGCUUCAUCAUGUUCUUCCGCUGUGAACAUAAACCUGACACCAUCCAUCCUGAGGGUUCUUUCCGAACUCGAACCCUGCGAGGUUUGAUCUUGUACCAUGAUGGACAUCCUGCCACUGCUGUCUGAACCCAGCCAGAAUUGACAGCACUUUUAAAGAUUAAGCUUGGUGUAAACAAUAUACUGUAUAUGGGAUUUGUUUUCAGAGGUAUUCAAAGAUGUAAACAGUUUGCAUGCUGUGUACUGUACAAAUACUUAAUUUUGAUGAUGGUAUUUUGUAUUAAGCAUCUGUAAAUUCUACCUUGGGUUGUAAAACUGGUACAUGCUGUCUCUGAAUAGUGUUAAGCCAAAAAUGAAAGUAAUUCAAAAAUUAUUUUCUUAUGUCACAAAUAAAUCAACUGUUUCAUUCAGCUUUGCAGUUCGCCUAACUCACAACAACCCCUUUCUGCAUGUAAGUUUUAUUUAAAGGGGCUGUUGCAUUGUUAUGGCACUGAAACUAAGGAAAGCACAUUGUCCAGCACAGCAAUGCAGCUAUGAUCUCAGUUAUAAUCUCAGUAAACAACAGCUGCAUCUGUAUCUAUAUACUGUUUCCUGAACAGACAGCUGAUUCUUGAGGUGAAAAAAAGCAAAAAAUAUUGAACAACAUACUUAAUGACAGAAAUAAAACAAAUGCUUUUAUUAUAGUUUUGCAAUGCUCUGGAUUUUGACAUGUGUAAAAUGUGGUACAUAUUAGUUAUGUGUAAUUGUGAACCAUUAUUUGUGUACCCUAGAGUAUGCACAAGAAAACAUUUCUAUUGAAUUAAAGGCAUCAAACUAACAUAUACAAUAGCUGUAUAGCAUAUGGUCUAAAGUAAGGUAAAGUCUAAGAGUAAUUAAUUAUGGAAAAGGGCAAGAUUUAAGGUUCACGGAGGAGUUAUCAUACAAACUAAAGGCACAAGUUCAAAAAGUGGUACAUCAGGUAUACAAGAGUACAACAGAUUUUUUAUAUAAAUACAUAAGAACCUUUAACCUGACCCUUGCACAUUUUUUCUAUUAAAAUGGGUGUGCUUGACAUGAAAUAAUGCAAAAGUUCAUUACACUGUUAAGCAACUCUUACAGUCUACCAGAAAUAAUGGCACCCUUCAGGACAAUGGGCAAAAAUGAUUGUAUAAAAUAAAGAUUAAACAACUGGAUAAACUGCUUAACUUUUCUCUACCAAACACUUUGUCAUAAGUAAAUAAUCUGAAAUAUAUUUUUACUAUUUAAUUUGAUUUUAACUAUAAUUAACAACCUUAAAGAAUAAUAUUAAGAAAAGAAAUAAAUUAAUGCUAAAAACUCCCAAAAUUCGAUUGUUGCCUUGACCAAAAAUGAGGUUACACACAUGUAGAAUCCAUUUGUCUUGCAUUACCAUGGUGUAAAUCAUUAAGCUCACACAUUCACUUGCUCACUUUCAGUAAGCAUUUGUCCUGGUCAGGGUCACACUGACCCCAGAUCAUAUACCAUCUCCACUGGGAAUGAGGCAGGAAUACACCCUGGAUGGGACCCCACUCCAUCAUAGGACAUCAUGCACAUAUGUUCACACACUCAUUCACAACUAAUUUAUUUUAGUGAAUCCACCUACUGUCUGAACCAAGCCAGAACUGACAGUCAAUGGACUGACUUAGGUAAUUUAUGUUAAUCAUCCACUUAUUGGACUGUUUUUGGGUGGUGGGAGGAAACCAGAGAACCUGGAGGAAACCCACAUGGACACUGGAAGAAAAUGUACAGAAAGUCCGUACAGACAGUAACCCAAGUUGUGGAUCAAACCCAGGACCCUGGAGCUGUGAGGUGACAAUGCUUUCACAUUAAGAGAGAAAAAGAAGAACUGCACAGUUUAGUUGAUUCUUUGAGUUUUCAUGUUUCGAAAUAAAUUAUUAAAAUGUCAUUUCCAUAGCAACAAGCUAUCUAAAAGGAUUGUGCGUAAAGAGCAACCCACAAAAUCCAGCACCAGAACUUCACCAGAUGUCACUGGAAUUGUUUGUUUUGGCCAGAUGAGACCAAAAUUGAGCUAUUUAGCCAUGCACAUCACUGGCAUUUUUAGCAAAAAAAAAAAAAAAAAGGAGACUGCAUGCAAGGAAAAGACUGCUAGCCUAAUGAAUUUCACUGUGCCAGGAUAUUUUAAGCCAAAACAUGGUUGUCUCUGCCAGGAAGUUAAGACUGUGAUGAAGGGUUUAACAAAUGACCUGAACAUACGACAAAUCAACACAGAAACAAACCUCAAAAUGCAAAGGCAUUAGAGUAAUGUAAAUCAUUAUGUAUAAUGGUUGCCAUGAUUAUUUUCUAUAGGUUUCGAUGAAUGAACAAGAAUUACAGGAAUGGCUUCAUCAUGUUCUUCCGCUGUGAGCAUAAACCUGACAACAUCCAUCCUGAGGGUUCUUUCCGAACCCGAAUGCUGCGAGGUUUGAUCUUGUACCAUGAUGGACAUCCUGCCACUGCUGUCUGAACCCAACCAGAAUUGACAGCACUUUUAAAGAUUAAGCUUGGUGUAAACAAUAUACUGUAUAUGGGAUUUGUUUUCAGAGGUAUUCAAAGAUGUAAACAGUUUGCAUGCUGUGUACUGUACAAAUACUUAAUUUUGAUGAUGGUAUUUCGUAUUAAGCAUCUGUAAAUUCUACCUUGGGUUGUAAAACUGGUACAUGCUGUCUCUGAAUAGUGUUAAGCCAAAAAUGAAAGUAAUUCAAAAAUUAUUUUCUUAUGUCACAAAUAAAUCAGCUGUUUCAUUCAGCUUUGCAGUUCGUCUAACUCACAACAACCCCUUUCUGCAUGUAAGUUUUAUUUAAAGGGGCUGUUGCAUUGUUAUGGCACUGA
Messenger RNA from Pangasianodon hypophthalmus (striped catfish), 3934 nucleotides. RefSeq names its product neuropeptide Y receptor Y7 (gene npy7r). Gene Ontology annotation, molecular function: neuropeptide Y receptor activity. Bases 71 to 1237 code for a protein of 388 amino acids. The transcript is spliced from 2 exons. The record is from RefSeq and is a predicted model, not a curated record. Gene Ontology annotation, cellular component: membrane. Gene Ontology annotation, biological process: G protein-coupled receptor signaling pathway. Lineage: Eukaryota; Metazoa; Chordata; Actinopteri; Siluriformes; Pangasiidae.